AUGGAGAAUAUUACCAUGGUGGAUGAAUUUUUUUUACUUGGCCUGACUGCUGUUCAGGAGCUACAACCUGUCUUCUUUGUGAUAUUCUUGAUCAUUUACCUGAUAAACUUGGUUGGAAAUGCAGCUAUAUUAAUAAUUGUUAUUUUGGAGCCCAAACUCCAUUCCCCUAUGUAUUUUUUCCUGGGAAAUCUUUCAUGCCUGGAUAUUUGUUAUUCUUCAGUAACCUUGCCCAAGGUGCUUGUAAACCUCCUGUCCACACAGAAGACCAUAUCUUUUCUAGGCUGCAUCACUCAGCUACAUUUCUUCCAUUUUCUGGGAAGCACAGAAGCCAUCUUGCUGGCUGUCAUGGCCUUUGAUCGCUUUGUGGCCAUCUGCAACCCCCUGCGCUAUACCGUCAUUAUGAACCCUCGGCUGUGUGUUCUGUUGGCAGCUGUAGCCUGGAUGAUCAGCUUCUUUUAUGCUCUGAUGCAUUCUGUCAUGACUGCACGCCUGAACUUCUGUCACUCUUGGAAGCUCAAUCACUUCUUCUGCGAUGUCAAGCCCCUCUUGGAACUGGCCUGUAACAACACAGAACUCAACCAGUGGCUUCUUUCUGUUGUCACAGGCAGCAUAUCCAUGGGAGCUUUCUUCCUCACGCUCCUUUCCUACUUCUACAUUAUUAGCUAUCUGCUCUUUAAGAACCGGUCCUGCAGAAUUCUUCAGAAAGCUCUCUCUACUUGUGCCUCACAUUUCACGGUGGUAUGUCUUUUCUACGGACCUGUGGGUUUUACAUACAUUCGCCCUGCCUCAGCCACAUCCAUGAGUGAGGACCGGAUGGUGGCCAUCAUUUAUAGCGCAGUCACCCCGGUGCUGAAUCCACUAAUAUACACGCUUCGGAAUAAAGAAGUGAUGUUGGCUCUGAAGAUAUUUGGGAUAAAGUUCGUUAAAGACUGCCUACAGCACCAAGAGGACAAAUGA
This is a messenger RNA of Dipodomys ordii (Ord's kangaroo rat), 957 nucleotides long. Its product is annotated as olfactory receptor 12D3-like. Gene Ontology annotation, biological process: G protein-coupled receptor signaling pathway. Gene Ontology annotation, cellular component: membrane. The record is from RefSeq and is a predicted model, not a curated record. Lineage: Eukaryota; Metazoa; Chordata; Mammalia; Rodentia; Heteromyidae. Gene Ontology annotation, molecular function: G protein-coupled receptor activity; olfactory receptor activity.